Molecule: messenger RNA, 2445 nt
Organism: Mucor velutinosus
Lineage: Eukaryota; Fungi; Mucoromycota; Mucoromycetes; Mucorales; Mucoraceae
Exons: 11
Coding region: 1-2445 (814 amino acids)
Biological process (GO): protein N-linked glycosylation; oligosaccharide metabolic process
Cellular component (GO): endoplasmic reticulum membrane
Molecular function (GO): Glc3Man9GlcNAc2 oligosaccharide glucosidase activity
Source: RefSeq, a predicted model, not a curated record
AUGGUGCCUGACAACAACAGCAAACGAUCUUGGAAGAGCUCAUUGACAGCUAUUUCGACAGUGCUACUCGUCGCUUCAUCUGCAGUAGCAGCAGCAGCCGAUGUCUUACCUGUCACUGCAGGUGCAUCCAACUCUUCCCUCUUAUGGGGGACCUAUAGACCCAAUCUUUAUUUCGGCACUAGACCGCGUAUACCAGAGUCUGUCAUGACUGGUCUUAUGUGGUUUGACGCAAGCGAUUUUCAAGGAUUCCAACGUGUUCGUCAUGCGUGUGAUCAAAACGACGGCAUUGCUGGUUAUGGAUAUCAUAAGCAUGAUGGCCGAGAAUUUGCCUCGCAAGAGAUCAAUGAUAGACCAAGCAACAUCAAAUUGACAACGGAUUUCAUCAAGGUACCUGGAGCAGGAAAGCAUGGUGGUGAUUGGGGCGUUCGUAUCAGAGGUACUCCCAUAAGCAACCACGCUGAUCCAACGACAUCCGUCAUGUUUUACAUUGGUAUUGAGGGUGCUGGUGGUAUUGAUAUAAUGAGCAAAAUGUCCAAGAAGGGCCUUCAAUCACCCAUCUCAUUGGAAGGUGACACACCUGAAUUGGGUGAUUUCGAGAUACAGAUUGUGGAUGGUCCUUUAAACACCCAUCCUGGCGAGGGCAUUGAUCAGGAUCUCGGCUUGACACAGUGGUGGGGUAAAGAGGUGCCUCAAGGGCAAAUAUGGAGAUCAAAAGAUAUUGUGAUGGAGAGUAUCAUUAUGGGCGCCAGAGACCGUCUGGGUGGUGAUCCUGCCAAUCAGCAAGAAGCCAUGACCAAACCCUUCAAGUUCUUUACACUCACAAAUGAGCUAUCUGAGCAAGAAGGUGAGGUAGCCAACUUUUACGUCUUUCAAAAAGUGUUUAAGGGCGAAUUUCAGUUUGACGUUCUUUUCCGCUCACAAAGCUCUGAUGAACCACUUUCAAGCGAAUCGCUCGGCGCAAACUUGAUCAAGAAAGAGAACGAAUUCAAUGCUCGAUUUGAAAAGACCUUCCAUUUGAAAAAGAAGGGGUUCUCCAACAGCGAAGUUGAAUUUGCUCAAUAUUUACUGAGUAACAUGCUGGGCGGCAUUGGUUAUUUCCAUGGCUCAUCUGUCAUUGAUCGCUCUCAUCCUCCUAUGCAAGACGAAGAGGAUUUCAAGGGAGAGCCUAUUCGACCUGAAUUGUCUCGUCCUCAGAGCCUGUUUACUGCUACACCCAGCCGUCCCUUCUUUCCUCGUGGUUUCUACUGGGACGAGGGCUUCCAUCAGCUUUUAAUUGGAGAAUGGGACAAUGACCUCAGUCUAGACAUCAUCAAACACUGGACAAACAUGAUUGACGAGAAUGGUUGGGUUGCUAGAGAGCAAAUCCUGGGCGAAGAAGCUCGUAGCAAAGUGCCCGCUGAAUUCCAAACACAAUUCCAUCAUUAUGCUAAUCCUCCUACCUUGUACCUCUCCAUCAAACGGUACAUUGACCGUCUCGAGAAGCAUCAGCUAGACAGAUCCAUCUUGAAUGCCGCUGACAGUCAAAUGAAGAUGGGCACUUUGGACGACACCGAGGUUCUUCGUAACUUACACUUGGAUAAUCCAGAAUUAGCUGAUCAAUGGCUCAAGUCUAUCUACCCCAAGCUUCGCCAAAACUGGCUCUGGUUCCGUGCUACUCAGCAUGGCCACCUUGAUAGAUUCGGCCGUGAAGCACCCAACAACGAAGCCUACCGCUGGAGAGGUCGUACACCCAACCACACUCUAACUUCUGGUUUGGAUGACUAUCCUCGUGGCGAGCCCAGUGUCGGUGAGCUUCACCUGGAUCUUCACUCAUGGAUGGCAUUCGGCACUGGACUCUUGAAGGAUAUUGCAGCCAAAUUGGGACCCGAUUAUGCUGGUGACAGGGAAGAGUAUAUCAAGGUGCAACAAGACAUGCUUACCAAUCUCAAUGUGCUCCACUGGAACGAAGAGGAAAACAUGUACUGCGACCAAGCUCUGGAAGACAGCAAGCCUGUGCAUAUCUGCCACAAGGGUUAUCUCUCAUUGUUCCCUAUGACGCUCGGUUUGUUGCCUGCUGACUCACCUAAAUUGGGCGCUAUUCUGGAUAUCAUUGAAAAGGAGGAUGAGCUGUGGUCACCUUAUGGUCUUCGCUCUUUAUCCGCCUCAGAUCCCAUUUUUGGUACUGGUGAAAAUUACUGGCGUGGUCCUAUUUGGAUUAACAUCAACUAUUUGACCCUGCAAAGUUUAUACAAGAAUUAUAUGCAUGUCCCUGGCCCAUAUCAAGAUAGAGCAAACAAAAUCUAUACCAAGUUGAGAGAUAACCUCAUUCGCAAUGUAUACAAGAACUACAAGCAAACUGGUUAUGUGUGGGAGCAAUACAGCGAAUCAGAAGGAAAGGGUUUACAUAGCCAUCCCUUUACAGGAUGGACCAGUUUAAUUUUGCUUAUUAUGGCCGAAGAGUAUUGA